AUGAGGAUCCAGUUGGUCGGAACCGAGAUGACAGGGCAAGGGACGCGAAGACAUCUGUUUGGUUUGAUCAUUCUGCCUCGCUUGCCCCUUUAUCAGAUGAACGACUCAGAGGCGUUUCUUCGCUUCUUCCGCGUUGACCGCCACAUACCAUGCUACCUGCUUCGGCCACCGAGCCGCAAAAUGUUGUGGCAGCAGCAGUUGGUGGCCACAGGAAGAGGAGAAAGGAGACAGCUCGGUCAGGCCACAAAUGCUUGUUUCCCAUCCUUUUCAAUGCAGCUGCCACAAAUUCUGGACGCCGAAGAUAAAGACGACUACCAAGAGACGAAACCUUCUCAAGACGACAUACCGGUCGGGGAAAUCCUCCCACUCGACCAUGUGCUUCAGCUCGCAGACCGCUCCAAGUUGCUAGCGGCAAGGGUCCAAGAGUUCAAGAGAAACGACGGUCUCAGGACGCCAGAGGAACUCAGGGGCUUGACCUCCACUGUGGACGAAGUAGAGCAGAUUUUGCGGCCCUAUACCAUGGCUGUGCUAGACUGCAUGCUCGGGGAUAUUUAUGAGAACAUCCUUCGGGAGCAAGACGGCACAAGGACGGGCUUUGAUGAAGCGAUGACGCGAAUCACCCGCGCACUUCGACCGGCCCUCCUGGAGAUGGAUUCUGAACCCAACGACAGCACGCAUACCUUCAAUCUCGAGGAGACUCUCGAGAUUGUAGGGAGAUUCCGGCGCCUCAUCCUUGAGUUUGAGGACCUUGACAGGCUGACCCACCAGCCCGUACAUGAUACGCUGGCUCUCAGUGAGCGGCAGGUCGAGGCCUGUGUAGAAGCUGGCCGCAUGAAGGUGCUCAUGGGCUGCGUCUUUGACGCCAUCGUCUCGUAUACCCGCGGGCGACUGCCACCUAGGAUAUCUACUCACACCGUGGUAGUGACGGUGGUUCGAUGCGAGGGUCUUCGGCGACACGAAGGCGAGGGCCCACCUCUUCUGCGAAGACAAGAUGCCACUGUUGGCCAGGAGAGAUUCGCACCACCCAGUCUACCGAGACAAGAUGCCACUCUCGGCCGAGGAAGCUUCGAACCGCUCAGUCUGCUCAGACAAAAUGCCACCGUUAGUCAAGGCACCGUAGCGUCUUCUAGGAAUUCGUCCCAGAAUACACCUCGUCUGCGAAGAAGAGAUGCCACUAUUAGCCAACGCACGGAGAGCUCAACGAGGAUCUCGAAUGGAGCCAGAGCUCACGCCGUUUGCUCGGACACAAUGGGGAAGUUCAUGGCAAACUCGCCAAGUAGAUUGAAGUCCUCGCAGAGCACGAUGUGGAACUCCAAGACCCCCCCCCCGAUGAACAUUAAGGACCGACUGGCCUUCGAAGCUGAAGUUCGCAACCGAAUGAUUGUGGGAACCGCGAAGCACGACAACCCUGGGUUAGGGUCGAAAAUCACUUUGGGCAACGAUGCGGCAGCUGCUCGGAGAAAAGAGUCUGGGCGUCUAGAUGUAGGAGCAGAAGAGCCGACCAUGUUUGGAGUCAUAGUCAGCGUCGAGAAACCAUUAUCAACGAUGAGCGUUCUGACUCUGGACACGCCGUUUCGCCUCACUGACUCUCAACGCGGAGAAAUGUCUUGGCGUCCAGAUAUAGGAGCAGAAGAGGAGGGUCAAUGCCGCAUAAGAAGCUCUGGGCAGAGGGAAAGUCCAGCCAUCAACGCCAAAGAAUCAUUAUCAGCGAUGGGCGUUUUCAACUGCAUGGUUUCGGACACGCCGUCUUGCCUUAUUGACUUUUAA
Molecule: messenger RNA, 1767 nt
Organism: Colletotrichum lupini
Lineage: Eukaryota; Fungi; Ascomycota; Sordariomycetes; Glomerellales; Glomerellaceae
Exons: 10
Coding region: 1-1767 (588 amino acids)
Source: RefSeq, a predicted model, not a curated record